Messenger RNA from Bicyclus anynana (squinting bush brown), 1266 nucleotides. RefSeq names its product fatty acyl-CoA reductase 1-like. Bases 99 to 1262 code for a protein of 387 amino acids. Gene Ontology annotation, cellular component: peroxisome. Lineage: Eukaryota; Metazoa; Arthropoda; Insecta; Lepidoptera; Nymphalidae. Gene Ontology annotation, biological process: long-chain fatty-acyl-CoA metabolic process. Gene Ontology annotation, molecular function: alcohol-forming very long-chain fatty acyl-CoA reductase (NADP+) activity. The transcript has 9 exons. The record is from RefSeq and is a predicted model, not a curated record.
UAAUACAACGACUUCUAACGAAUUGUAAGGACAUAGACACACUAUAUGUGUUAAUACGACAGAAGAGUGGACAGAACGUUCAGGAAAGACUCAAAAGCAUGCUGAACGUUCCACUCUUCGAUAACCUGAAAAAAGUGAACCCUGCCAGUUUGAACAAAAUAGUCCCGAUACCGGGUGAUAUGAUGAAGAGUAAGCUCGGGAUCUCUCUUCAGGAUGAAGACAAACUCAUUGAUAAUGUAUCCGUGAUGUUCCAUUCAGCUGCUACUGUGAAGUUCACUGACACCUUUAAAACUAUGAUCUGUGUUAACUUGGAGGGAACGGCAAAGGCACUGGAGCUCGGCAAACGAAUGAAGAACUUAGAUACCUUUGUCUACAUCUCGACAGCAUUCUCCAAUAGUGACAAGGCAGUCAUCGACGAAGUAAUCUACCCUCCACCGAAGCCGCUAGACGAAGUAUACAAGUUUAUUGACAAACAUGGCAACGAUGAAGAGCGAAUUAAAAAAUUUAUAGGUGGACUGCCCAAUACUUAUACAUUCUCAAAAGCGUUCUGCGAAAGCUUGGUGGACAAGGAACAUGGAAAUAUGAGAACCAUUAUUGUGCGACCAUCUAUAGUGACCCCCUCGGUGCAAGACCCCCCAGGCUGGUGCGACAGUUGGGUGGCCGCAACCGCGACCUUCAGCGACGUAUCGCGGGGCCUGACCCGAGUCCUGUACGGACGACCUGACGUCCCCUGCAACACCAUCCCCGUAGACUACGUCUGCAACUUAACCCUCGUUGCCGCCGCAAGACAGAACCCGUCCAAGGACGUGCUAGUGUACAACUGCUGUGGCGACCCGGACAACAUAGUCACCUGGAAACGUGGAGCCGAUAUGUAUCUAGAAGAAAGUCUGAAGUAUGACAGAGUUCCAGGUACCCUGAGGCCUGGCAAAGUGGUGAUGUCUCCACACCCCCUGGUGGUCCGGUACCUUCGCUUCACUCGGCAGACAGUACCAGCUCUCCUAGCUGACUGCUGGUUACGCAUCCAGGGGAAACAGCCAAGACACUUGAAGGCCGUUCAGCGAGCUGCUCUCUUGACGACAUUGCUUCAAAGCUUCACCUCAACCAGGCUCGACUUCCGUACCACCAGGUCCCGUCACCUCAUGGACACUAUGAGCGAAGAGGACAAGGUUCUAUUCCCGUGCGACCCAAAAACUAUAAUCUGGAAGAACUACAUGAAAGACUUUUAUUGCGGCGUUCAGAAGUAUUUGUUGAAUAAUAAAUAAAUUA